AUGAAUUAGAAGGAACCUUCUAUUCUUGUUUUGAAAUUGGGAAGUCAACCAAAUGUGGGAAAAUUACCACCAAAGGUGUUAUAAUAGAAUCCUACUACUGAGGUAAGAAGAAUGAAAAACAAAUCCAUUAGUUAACAUAUUAGUGGAAAUGGGCCUCAUUAAUAAGUAAAUUAUUAUAGAUAACCAAAUAAACGAAUAAUAUAUGACUCUACGCACUGCUUGAAUACUCUAAAUAAUCGUUCAUCAAGUAAUAGAAUGAAGAAAAUUCACUCAGUCAGUUCUCAUAUUAAUGAAAGUUUUAAUUAACAUCUUGAUGAUCACCCUCGAAACAAUAUAGUUUGCAAAGAAAUUGCAACUAGCAGCGAAUUGGAUGAAGGCAAGAGACUAUUUACUGAAAAUAAAGUUGAAGAAGCAUUAAAAAAUUUUUAAAAUUAUUAAAACAAAUAUGGAUUGCAUCCUGAAGCAUUGUACAUCUCGGGAUUAUGUUUCAUGACUCUAGAUUAAGAAGAAAAAUACAUUGAGUAAUUUUCGACUCUAAUAAAGACUUUUCCAAGAUUCAAAAGAACUUCAUAUAUGUAUUUAGCUCUUUCUCUCAAAAAAAAUAAUCUUAUCAAUGAAGCAAUACAUGUGAUAUCCUAAGGUAUCAAUCAUUUCAACAGAUACUUUGAAGCUCUGAUAUUUAGAGCUAAAUUGUUUUUGAAGAUUAAGAAUUAUGAAAAAGCUAUCAAAGACUUUCAAUCAGCAAUUUAAGUUAAUCCAAAUAAAUCUAUUUGCUAUGUUGGAUUAAGUGAUUGUUAUAAGCAAAUAAACUAAAUUCAGCAGGCUAUUGAAGAGUUGAAUAAGGCACUUGAAUUCGAAGAAUUGUCUAAAUCAAAAUAAAUUCUAUUAAAAAGAUUCACAAUCUAUUUAGACAAUAAAGAUUUCGAGAAAGCAAAAUAAGAUAUGAACCUAUUGCUUGAAAUUUGUCCAAAUGAUUCCGAAGUUUAUUAUUUUAAAGGAAUUUUAAUGCAAAAGUAGAAACAUCUUUAAGAUGCACUUUUGGCGCUUGAAUAGUCAAUUAAGGUCAAUAGUGAAAAAAAACCAGUCACUAAAGCUCUCUAUGAAAUUGUGAAAAUAAAGAUUGAAUAAAAUGAUUAUUAUUCUGCUUAGCAUGAACUUGAUAGAGCAACCUAUCUUGACGUUGAUAAUACACAAUUAUAAAAAUUUGAGCUCUUUGUUGGAGGAGCUAUUUAUUUAAUGAAAAGGAAAUUUGAAGAUGGUGUCUAAUUGUUAACAGAAAUGAUCACUAAGAAUCAUUAAAGUGAUAAUCUGAAAUUCUAAGCCCAUCAAUAUAGAGCCUAUGGAUAUUUUUGUAUGUCGAAGUUCAAUCUAGCGAAACAAGACUUAGAAUUAUAUUAGGAAAAUCUUUUGGAGAAAGCAUCUCUUUAUAAUAAGCUUCUUUGUUAUGGUAUAAUUAAAUAUGAGGAUAAUGAAUUAGAGUAAAGCAGAAGAGAAUUCUCGCUUGCUCAUAAAAUGCUUCCAAAUAAGAUGGAACCCUUAUUUUAUCAAGCCAUUAUUCAAAUUAAAAAAUAUUGCUCUUGUCCCCAAUCGAGUGAAGAAAAUAGGAUAAAAUAUCUUAAGGAUGCUUUAAAUUUACUUGAAGCAGCCUCAAAGAUUUGUGAGUAAUCAAACUUGCUUUUCUACAAAGGGAUCUUGCACUUUGCCUUUGGAAAUCUAGAGAAAUCUGCCUUAGACUUAGAACAGGCCAUUGAUAAGUCAGAAGAUAAUCAAGCAUAGCAUUAUUAUGUAAGAGGAUUGCUUCAUUGUCAACAAUAACUAUUUAAAUAGGCCGUCAACGACUUUACAAUUUGCUUAAGUUUAGAUUAAAAUCAUUCGGAAUCCUAUCUGAAUAGAUGUAAACUAUUAACAAUGAUGGGAGAAGUCGGCACUGCUUACCUAGAUCUAUAAAAAUACGUUGAAUUAAGGGAGUAAUAUUCAAUAAACUAUCAAACUGUAGGAAUUCUAUACUUUUUAAUUGGAGCUUAUGAUGAAGCUAUCCAAGCAUUUAGUAAUUGCAGGAACAUUGAAGGAUAUUAUGAGAAAGUUAAAGUCUUAAUUUAUGGGAAGGAAUUGAAUUCAGCACUCAAUGAGCUAACCAUUAUUAUAGAAGAAAUGCAUAACCAAGAAGCAGUGGUUGAUCAUUAAGUCUUAACUAUACUUAGGGAAACUAGUUUACAAAUAUCCACAAAGAUUUUGGAAGAUAGCAUUAACAGCAUAACCUAAAUCUAAAAAACGUAAUAGGAAGGCUUGAUAUUUAGAUCAUCUGAUAUCUAUUUUUAUAAAGGCUUAUUCUAUACUCAUUUGGGGCAAUAUUCUAAAGCAAAAUAGUGCCUUACCUUUUCAUAUGAUUUAAAGGAAAAAGAAAUUAAAUCGUCGAUAAACGACUAAUUAAUUAAUUAGAACAAUCUUGAAGAUUUUGAUUUCAGCAAUAAGACUUACAAUAUCUAUGAGCAUCUCUAUAAUUGUGCAAUUCUAGAUGUUCUGUUAGGGAAUAUGGAUGAAGCCUUUGAAACUCUCACUUUACUUCUUGAGCAUUUAAGUUAAAUAGAAUUUAGAGCUCAAUUGUAGAUCUUAUUGGAUUUAUUACGCGAUGAUUUAUUGGAUACACCUCCUGGAGAACAGUUUUCGUAAAUUUAGGAAUUCUAAUUAUUCCCUUAACAUAAUCGAUUAUGUUCAAUCUAUCCUGCAGUUUAAUUCUAAUUGAAAAAGUAUUCUUUCUAAAUUAGAAUGUCAUUUUGUCUACCAAUCGUUGAAUUCCCUUCAUAACCUAUUUUAUUUGAUGAGCAGCUACUUCUAAAAAUAUCUCCUAAAGUUGUGGAGAAUAAGCCAGAAGCUCCUUGGAUUAAAAGGUCAAAUGAAGGAGUGAUCUUUACGGAUAACAUUUAAUGUGUUGAUGAGUUGGAUCUACAAUCUACUGUUAGAAAAGAAGACAUCGAAGAAAAGCAGUAAGAAAUUACUGAACAUUAAAAAGAGAAUGAAAUAACUAAAUUAAAAGAGAAACUUAAGUUAGAUGAUUAAAUAGCUAAAAAAUUGAAUUCGAUAUUGUAAUAAAAUGAAAAAUGA
Messenger RNA from Paramecium tetraurelia, 3102 nucleotides. RefSeq lists its product as uncharacterized. Gene Ontology annotation, biological process: receptor-mediated virion attachment to host cell. The transcript is spliced from 6 exons. The record is from RefSeq and is a predicted model, not a curated record. NCBI's taxonomy places the organism in Eukaryota, Ciliophora, Oligohymenophorea, Peniculida, Parameciidae. Gene Ontology annotation, cellular component: cell outer membrane. Gene Ontology annotation, molecular function: protein binding.